Molecule: messenger RNA, 998 nt
Organism: Acanthoscelides obtectus
Lineage: Eukaryota; Metazoa; Arthropoda; Insecta; Coleoptera; Chrysomelidae
Source: the annotation of a GenBank genome assembly
UGUUUAAGCAAAAUUUGUUGUUCUAACCUCUUAAAGGGAGAGUUUUGUAUGCGAGAAAGUGUUUGGAAUAACAGGUGCUUAGUUUGUUAUGAACAAUGGAUACUUAUAGUUAUUGGAACUAUUGGAAGCAGCCCCGGAAACUUCAUGAACUCAUGGCAGAAAUUGAAAACUUUGAUGACGAUGAGUUGAUUCCUGAUACCAUUGCCGUUCUACCGCCAGUUAACGCAAAUGAAUAUAACCCUGAUGAGGAUUCCGGCGACGAAAAUGAAGUGGAUAUAAACAACCUCCCUGGAAGUCAGCUGAUGACUGAAGUUGAGGUUGUAUUUGAAAACAGGGGAUCAAACCAAACUACAGUUGAGAGUGAUUUUGAUAGCGACCAUGACCUACCUAUGUCUACCUUUCUUACGAAAAAACGACCAAAAUUAUCAAAACCAAAUUACUCUUGGAAAAAAGGUGAUAUCAACAAAGAUUUUCCAGAUUGGGUAAACGCAAGUGGUCCAAAAAAUUCUUUAUCUCCUUUAGAACUAUUUUUUCAGUUUAUGGAUGACGAAAUUAUUGACUUGGUUUCUCAAUGUGAAAAAGCUCCUUUCCAUAUCUUUUGUGACAAUUUUUUUACGUCAUUACCUCUGUUGGCUGAGCUGACCUCCAGGGGGCUCAAAUGCACAGGAACUGUGCGAGAAAACAGACUAUCAGAUUGCCCUCUUGAAAAAUCCAGUAUGUUCAAGAAAAAAUCCCGUGGUAGUUUUGAUUAUGUUUUGGAGGAGAACCAAAAUAAUAUUGUAUGUAAAUGGAAUCACAAUAGUGUUGGUACAAUCGCCUCAAAUGUAACAUCUCCUUUUCCGACACAGCAAGUCAAACGCUUCUCUCAGAAAGAAAAGAAAAUGAUACAUGUUGAGCAGCCAUGGUUGAUCAAACAAUACAACGAAAACAUGGGCGAUGUUGAUAGGGCUGACCAAAAUAUAAGCCUUUACCGCCUAGGAAUCAGGGGAAAGAAGUAG